AUUAACCCAACCAUCUGCAAUCACAACUGUCAUUUGAGUAUACAACUUAGCAUGCCGAUGUGAGCGAGGUAUGCGUAAUCACUAAUCGACAUAGUCCGAAUGUAAUUCCGAAUUUUGAUUGAAACAAUUUUUCGCUGUUAUGAGCACUUUAUGAUGUGAAGGCUACAAUUAUAGGGGAAUACCAAUUGUUAAACUAAUGAUAUAUUUAAACACAGUUCCCUUGCUUAUUCAGGCUUAAUCCGCAUUAGCGAGCAGAGUGCAUAGCCGUGCAUUUGGUGGCGUUUAUAUACAAACAGACUGUGGAGAAUCAAAUAUGUGUUUGUGGUUACUAACAGCGUGCUUAGGGCUAUUGCCUGCCCAGCCUCAAGCCCCAAUCGUAAUUAUACAUGGAGUGCCGUCGCCUAUCUUACAACCAACUACAGCGGCGACUACAGCAGCCACAACAAAGGCGCCAAAUACAACUGCAAAUCCCACAACGAUGCCUCCUCCUCCCAUGUCUUCUAUGUCUACAAUAAGUACUUCACCACCGAUGCCACCUACAUCACCGACUACAGCGUCUCCAGCUACUACAAGAAUGACGGCAGCUACUACAUCAUCAACUAUGACAACACCCCGACCAACAUCACCUGGACAGCUGCCGAUUGACCCAAGACAAGGAUCUACCCAGGCACCAUCUGCACAAUUCCGUGUGCCGCAAAUUGAUGGAUAUACUGCACAAAAUCCUUCUUACGACAUGGCAGUGAAAUUUCCAAGAGAAAAACGAAGUCUUCAACGAACUAAUCCGUAUACAGGAUAUAGUUUCCACAAUUUUUAUUCUAAGAGACAUUCCAUAACUAAGAGACAAAGUUGUCGUUGUGUACCAGCCGGUACUUGUGCAAAUUCUUCAUAUGGUGCAGGGAUGAUUGAUUUUAGAAUCGUAACUCCUACUGUUAUGCCAUGUCCAACUGGACAAGAAUAUUGUUGCGGGACUACAACGAAUACAAUAACAUGUGGAACUGUACAGUCUGUUCCGGCCGUAUCUGUUACUCCGGCGAGUGGACAAGCAAACUACGGAGAAUAUCCAUGGCAGGCAAUAAUUUUAACAAAACAAAACGAUUACGUCGCUGGUGGAGUGUUGAUAGACCAACUCAAUGUUAUCACGGUCACCCACAGAUUAUCAACAUAUGUUGUUUCAGGUACAGCUCCGAAUAUAAAAGUUCGUUUAGGCGAAUGGGACGCAGCAGGAACUUACGAACCCAUUCCGUUUCAAGAAUAUACAGUUGCAAAAGUUUUUACUCAUCCUUCCUACAACCAAAAUACUCUCCAAUAUGACAUAACAGUAAUAAGAUUGUCAUCCUCCGUUCCGUUCACACCAAUGGCUGGGGCUGCUGCUACCAUAAACAGAGCUUGUCUCCCACCAUCCUCGACCACAACAUAUACAGGAAGGAGAUGCUGGGUGUCGGGCUGGGGCAAAGACAUGUUUGGUGUUCAGGGGCAAUACCAGCAAAUAUUAAAAGAGGUUGACGUUCCGAUUGUCGCGCCGGCCACCUGCCAAUCACAGUUGCAGGCUGCGAGGCUGGGCCCUUCGUAUGUGCUCGACACCACCUCGUUUAUCUGUGCUGGUGGAGAACCCAGCAAAGAUUCGUGUACUGGUGACGGCGGUUCUGGACUGGUGUGUUCUGUGAAUGGUCAGUGGGUCGUAGUGGGUCUAGUCGCAUGGGGACUGGGUUGUGCCAACCCCAACGUGCCCGCAGCUUAUGUCAAUGUUGCAGCGCUUUUACCCUGGAUCCAGCAGCAAGUUGCCACUGCUUAGUAAAAUCGCUACAUUCAGUGUUAAAUUACUAUCAACUGUCCUAGAGCUUACUUUUACCGAAAAUAUAUA
Molecule: messenger RNA, 1861 nt
Organism: Leptidea sinapis
Lineage: Eukaryota; Metazoa; Arthropoda; Insecta; Lepidoptera; Pieridae
Product: phenoloxidase-activating factor 2-like
Exons: 7
Coding region: 314-1792 (492 amino acids)
Biological process (GO): proteolysis
Molecular function (GO): serine-type endopeptidase activity
Source: RefSeq, a predicted model, not a curated record